AUGUUGCCCGCUCAGAUGGUUCAGAUGAUGGAGAAUAGUUACAAUAAUGAUUCGGUACCAGAAAUCAGGUUUCCCACCAGGUAUUCCACCUAUGCUCACACCGCUUACACCACUUCAACUCGAACUAGCAUGACUUCGAUGGCUAGAAGCGAUGCAUCAUACGUCUCUGAAAUCCCUGAUAUUAAAUUGUCAAUUAAUGAACCUAAAUAUGAUCUUCCUGAUGGGAUUAGUCUUGCAUGGAAAAAUGUAGCCUAUAAAAUAAUCAAUCCAAAAACAAAGAAAAAGCAAAACAUACUUACUGGAUGUACUGGUAUUGUUCAACCCGGUGAAAUCAUGGCUAUAAUGGGACCAUCUGGUGCAGGUAAGUCAACCUUACUGGAUGUUUUGGCAGGACGAAAAGAUCCUAAGAUGGUAUCUGGCCAAAUUCUGCUUAAUGGAGCACCGGGUGAUAUCAAAUACGUUUCACAAUAUGUUAUGCAAGAUGAUGCGCUAAUGGGUGUAUUAACCGUACGAGAAAAUAUUCAAUUUGCUGCUGAUUUAUG
Racocetra persica is the source of this 542-nucleotide messenger RNA. Lineage: Eukaryota; Fungi; Glomeromycota; Glomeromycetes; Diversisporales; Gigasporaceae. The record is from the annotation of a GenBank genome assembly.